This is a messenger RNA of Closterium sp. Yama58-4, 1875 nucleotides long. NCBI's taxonomy places the organism in Eukaryota, Viridiplantae, Streptophyta, Zygnematophyceae, Desmidiales, Closteriaceae. The record is from the annotation of a GenBank genome assembly.
AUGUCGGCAGAAGAGGCGCCUCCAGCAAUUGUUACUUCGUUGACUGCACCCACAGCGGCAGGCGAAGCGAUCAACGACUCGUCCAACGCGAAAUCACCGAAACCGGCGGCGGGAAAGACGGCGGGAUCGUCUUCGAGCGCAGCGCGGCCGUGCAAGCGGUCGAAGCUGAUCCUGUUUGAGCACCGACUGCCGCGCGACGGGCAUGUGUGGCUCAAGUACGGGCAGAAGGAACUGUCAGGCGGCACGCACACCAGGCACUACUUCCGCUGCGCGCACCGCGUGGGCGACGAGCAGUGCGAUGCGAAGCGCGUGGUGGACUUCAACAAGAUUUCGCCGGCCAGCGACCUCGCCAUCUCCUACAGCGGCCGGCACCUGCACGCGCCGCCCGCCACCAUCAUGAUGGGCCUGCACGCCGCCGCGCUCCCCUCGCCGCACGCCGCCGCUGAUGCGUCGCCUGUUGGCGGCAGCGGCGUCGGGUGGGCAGGCGAGCAGCGGCUAUCCGCUGAGCGGGAGAGUGCAGCGGAGAGUGAGGGCGGAUGGGCGGGGGAGACGGGCGCACCUCGGGAGGCGACGCCGGGCGUGGCAGCAGCAGGUGCGGCUGCUGCAGGCGGCGGUGGGUGGAAUGGCGCUUCGGGACAGGCAGCCGCCACUGCUGCUGGCCUGGCAGCUCAGUGGCACGAAUGGCGGCAGGAGGAGAAGAUGAGGGGGACGGCGGUGGGGGCAGCUGCAGCUGGAGGGGGGGCCAGAGGAGGUGGUGAUUUGUUUGGGGCGCAGCCAAGCACGGAUCGGUUGGGGGCGAGUGGAGCACAGCAGCCCAUGCCCGUGCUUACUCCCCCCCAGCACCAUCCGUCCGCGUCCGCCUCUGCGUCUCCCCUUCCCCCCACCAGCAGCGCUGCGUGGCACCACCCCCCCUCUGACUCCGCCCCGGUCACCCCUCAAGGCCCUGCCACGUGCGGCUUGCCAUGGGCUGCGGACGAGGCGGGCGCGGGGGGCGUGGCUGCAGCGGAACGCGCUCCUCCUGGGGCGCAGUGCAGCGAUCACCCCGCCGCCAUGGGCGCAGCAGCGCCCGCCGUGGCAGCCCCGCCCGCAGUAGCCCGCCUGAGGCGCGCGGACGAGCGGCUGUCCGCGGACGACCUGCACGCCAUGGCCGCGCAUGCCGCCCACUGGGACCCCCCCGCGCCCGUGGCACAGCCUCCGCAUGACACACUUUCCCUGGAGCUGCCGCUUUCCGCUCGCCCUGCCCUCACCUCCCUCGCAUGCCCCUCCGACCCUCUCCCCUUUACGACGCUCGCCUUCUCGCAACCCAGCACUGCCCCCACACGCCCCCCCGACCCCGCCGCCAUGCCGGAGUGGAUGCGGCGCCUGCAGCGCUGCCGCAGCAGCGUGGCAUGGCAGCUGUUGCAGGGGGAGGGGGAGGGGGAGGGGGAGGGGGAGGGGGAGGGGCAGGCGCAGGGCGAGGGGGAGGGCGGGCCGCGGCGGAUUCUGAUCUCAGAGAACAGCUUUGGCGCGCUGGUGGUGCAGAAUGUGCUCACAGGCACUGCAGGCGUGGGGGUGUGCGCGGGCAGCGGGAUGGAGGGCGCAGGGGAGAGCGGGGGGCCCGUGGGGGGAGGGUUGGCAGGCGGGGAUGUGGCUGUGAUGGCCGGGGGGUUUGGGGCAGAGAUGGCAGCGGGGUGGGCGGGAGAGACAGUGGGGGAGAGUCAGGUGGGGGCAGAGGGGGCGAGGCAGGAGGAGCAGCAGGGGGAGAAGCAGGAGCAGGUGGUGUGGCGGGGUGAGAGCAGCGGGGUGGGUCGAGGGGGAGAGGUGUCAUUUGAUGCAGAACAGCUCUUCUCCCUGCUGCACAGCCUGCCCACCCUCGACUGCCCCAUGCCUGAGUGA